This is a messenger RNA of Saccostrea echinata, 726 nucleotides long. RefSeq lists its product as uncharacterized. The transcript has 3 exons. Lineage: Eukaryota; Metazoa; Mollusca; Bivalvia; Ostreida; Ostreidae. The record is from RefSeq and is a predicted model, not a curated record. The coding region runs from base 1 to 726 and encodes 241 amino acids.
AUGUCUUUGUACGGCUUAUCAUCUCGUAACAAGCAUUCUGAGAAGUGUCCUAUUGGUUACCAUAAUAUAAACUGCUCGGAAAAGUGCAAAUAUCCAAGCUUUGGAGAAGAUUGCCAAGGCGAAUGCAAAUGUAGAGAACGUCUUUGUGAUUUUGUACGAGGAUGCCUUGAACAGAGAAGUAAAGAUACAAGACUUUUUGUAAUUUACAGAUUACAUACUACAAGGUACUUUGGAACAACCCCUGUAUCUGAUAUCACAGUGAGUACUGAAGAACUUACACCACAAACAACCAAGAUGAUAAGUACAAUAAAAGCGCAUCAGACAAAAGUGGACUUCAUUUUGUACGGCAUUUUUAUCUUAGUUGGCGUUUUUCUGAUGCUGUUUGGUGUUUUUGUUGCUACUUAUCUUUAUAAACAGUGCUUUCGAAAAAGAACUACUAGCAAAAGAUACGGCACAGUUGAAUUAACUGCCGUUGACAGGUACAAAGGACUGGAAAAUCAGAAAAUUGUGACAAAUGAUUCAAGUGAAAAUACGUCACCAGAUCCCGUCUAUCUCGAUCCAAUUUGUGUUGAUAAUGAGUCACCAUUUAAUAACGUAGAAUCAGAUCAAUUGUCUUUGCACAUAGCCAGCGUGUAUCUGGAGGUAGUCAACUGUACCAGUAGUGAAGAAUCAUUGCCUUCUAGUGAGCAAAACUUUCAUAAUGAUUAUGUUGAAGUCAUACAAUAA